AUGCCGGAUUGCUUCGAAUUUAAAGAGGACGAUAUCAGCCUAACACCGGUUUGGGCCACCCUCCCAUCACUCCCGCUUGAGUGCUGGCACCCUAAUGCUCUCGGGAAGAUUAGUUCUAGAAUUGGCAGUCCCAUUGCCAUGGAUUCCCUUACGAUGAAAAUGGAAAGGGUAUCGUAUGCCAGAAUACUGGUAGAGAUUAAUGCUUCCAAAAAACUCAUCGAUCAAGUGGAGUUUGUUAUGCCAAACGACAUAACCCGGAAACAACCGGUCGUGUAUGAGUUCACUCCCAAGUUUUGCACUGACUACCACAAAUUAGGCCACUUGCAGGAGACAUGCCAAGGCGCGCAUCUACAGGUCGUGGCUGCUGCACCUGCCAAGCAGGCAGAAGCAAAGAAACCACAGACCACUGAAUGGACUAUCGUCCAAAGGAGGAACAAGGGCAAAGCUAUAGAUACAGCAGCCAAACCGGCAGUGGAGGGACACCAACCAAUAUCACCAACGGCCAGCAAGGUGGAUAAGGGACGAAUGAGCACGAAAGUACCGCAUUCGCUCAAACUUCAAGAUAGGGAGGUUCCCUUACCGACUGACUCAGAUAGCUCAUCAACUGAUUCCCCGAUGAUCACUCAACACGCAAUGUUGGGGAUCAAGACCAAUGAGACUGCAAUGACGUUCAGUAAACCGACGAAGCAGGCAGGAGAAGAGUCUCCCCCUCGAUCAUUUCUGGGAUGGUGCCAAGCCAACAACUUUGACACCAUUGCCGGUGGACACAUCCUUGUGGUUUGGAACCCGACAAUUAUCGACCUUCAACCGGAGGAUAUCUCGCCGCAAGUGAUCCACUGCCGUGCCACGAAUAAGUCUUCUCAACUCUCCUUCUAUAUCUCGUUUACUUAUGGCCUAUAUUCUGUUGUCAAUAGAAGGAGUAUGUGGGAGAAGCUUACAGAAUUGGGACAGACGAUAAGCAUGCCAUGGCUCAUUAUGGACGAUUUCAAUUGUGUGAAAUCUCCUGAGGAGAAGCAGCUUGGAGUGGCCCCAACUUGGUAUGAACUCAAGGAUUUCGUGGAUUGCUGUGCAGCACUUGGACUGCAUGACGUCCCCACAACGGGUUGCUAUUACACAUGGUAUUCCAACAACGAAAGCAACCCUGUGUGGUACAAACUUGACCGGGUCCUUUACAACAAUGAAUGGCUCGAGGCCGGUUUACAUUGCGGUGCCCACUUACCCAUCGGGAUGCCUAUCACACCACUCCCGGGUAUUGUCACUAUAUUCGAUUGUACACCCACUAAGCCAAAACCAUUCCGCUUUUUCAAUAUGUGGGCAGACCAUCCGGACUUCUUGACUACUGUUGAACAACGAUGGAACUUCAAUGUGGAGGGAACGCCACAAUUCAGAGACUGA
Molecule: messenger RNA, 1395 nt
Organism: Sesamum indicum (sesame)
Lineage: Eukaryota; Viridiplantae; Streptophyta; Magnoliopsida; Lamiales; Pedaliaceae
Source: RefSeq, a predicted model, not a curated record